Molecule: messenger RNA, 1373 nt
Organism: Lotus japonicus
Lineage: Eukaryota; Viridiplantae; Streptophyta; Magnoliopsida; Fabales; Fabaceae
Product: E3 ubiquitin-protein ligase MIEL1-like
Exons: 12
Coding region: 294-1097 (267 amino acids)
Biological process (GO): ubiquitin-dependent protein catabolic process; protein ubiquitination
Cellular component (GO): nucleus
Molecular function (GO): zinc ion binding; ubiquitin protein ligase activity
Source: RefSeq, a predicted model, not a curated record
ACAUCUCCGAAUUCCCAUUCGUUAAUCAGACGGCAAUAUUCCUUUGUUUCCUGCUGAAGCCACACUUGCUUCUGGCAGUGGCAUCCACCAUCACCUUAUCCUCUCCUUCUCUAUCAUCACAAUUCACAAUCAAUCACAAACUAGUAGUAAUAUUAAACUAUUGCAUAAAAAAAGCACAAGUGUGGUCCUUAAAAUGUGAACAAUGGCUACUUUUUUCUGUUGCGGAUCAAUCCAAACCAACCCAACAAAUCUUCCCAUAUCAGGAAACUAGCCUUCCUUCUCUUCUCCAAAUCAUGGAAGGCUCUGUUUCUGAACGUCUUGAUUUUGGGAAGAUGGAACAUGGGUGCAAGCAUUACAGGAGAAGAUGCAGGAUUCGUGCUCCCUGCUGCAACGAGAUCUACUCCUGCCGCCAUUGUCACAACGAGGCAACGAGCAUGUUGAAGAAUCACUCUGAUAGGCACGAACUGGUUCGCCAAGAUGUUAAACAAGUUGUUUGUUCUGUUUGUGACACUGAACAGCCAGCUGCUCAAGUUUGCACAAAUUGUGGUGUCAAAAUGGGAGAAUAUUUCUGCGACAUCUGCGUAUUCUUCGAUGAUGAUGCAGAGAAACAACAGUUUCAUUGUGAUGAUUGUGGGAUCUGCAGGGUUGGUGGGCGAGAAAAUUUUUUCCACUGCAAGAAAUGCGGGUCUUGCUACUCAGUUGGUCUACGUGAUAAUCAUAUAUGUGUGGAGAACUCCAUGAGGCAUCACUGUCCUAUUUGUUAUGAGUACCUUUUUGAUUCACUGAAAGACACUGCUGUUAUGAAAUGUGGUCACACGAUGCACUCUGAAUGCUACCAUGAAAUGAUAAAACGUGACAAUUACUGUUGUCCCAUAUGCUCCAAGUCAAUAGCUGACAUGUCUAUGAUGUGGAAGAGGACUGAUGAAGAGAUUGAGGCAACUGUCAUGCCUGAAGUUUAUCGGUACAGAAAGGUCUGGAUACUAUGUAAUGACUGCAACAACACAACCGAAGUUUACUUCCAUAUUCUUGGGCAAAAAUGCGGUCACUGCAGAUCAUAUAACACUCGUGCAAUUUCACCUCCAAUUUGCCCUCAAUGACCAGAUUCUUAUGGUGAAAGACAGACACUGGCAGGCAGAAAAUUAUAGUUUGCACCCCGGUUAUUUUAGAGGGUUUAUUGAAUUGAUUCAGCAUCUUCUAGAGUAUUGUGCUCUAGAUAAUUUUAUCUUUCUUCCUCCAACAUAUUGAGUGGAUUGAUAUCAUUCAUCAUUUAUAAACUUAUGUAUACAGGGGAAACUGUUUUCCCAUCAUGAACUAUUGGUAUUAGAUGAUUGCAAUUAAAUUUAAUCCGUACAACUUAGCAAUUCCUUACAUAA